AUGCUGCGUGCUGGGCGCGCGGUGGUAGCAGCUUGGGUUUGUGCUCAUGAGCCGCCUUCCUCGCCUUCCGUGUCCAUCGGAAAUGCCACAUGGAGAGGAAAACGAUUGAAUGUGAGGGCACCGCGGUCCAUGGGUGUUCAGCAGGAGCUGCAGAAGGCACAGACUUAUUCUCAUCCGGUCCAGUGGCUUCCACUCAUAGCUGGCUUGGUUCUGGGAGGCCUUUGCUCCGUGGCGCCAAUCCGCGCGGCCGAUCUGGUGAACGGCGAGGCGCUCUUUGACGCGAACUGCGUCUCGUGCCACGCGGGCGGCGGCAACAAGAUCUAUCCCCAGCAGAGCUUGAGCAAAAGCGCUCUUGAACGGAACGGGAAGUUCUCCCUGAGCGCGAUCGAACGUCAGGUCUGGCAAGGGCAAGCGCCCAUGCCCAGCUUCUCGAAGCUGGGAGAGAAGAAUGUGGAAGAUUUGGCAAGCUUUGUCUAUGCAGAGGCUGAAGUGAAUUGGAAAGACAAGAAGCUGCUGGGCGGGGAAGCGCGCCGCCCGGCGAUGGGCGAGCUGCUCUGGGGCGGUCGCGCUCAGUUGGCCGCUCCAAAGGAUGUGGGCGGCUUCUUUCCAAGGCAUCAUUUCAGUUCGUUGGUUCUGCCAGGCUGUGGAGCUACCGGUGGUCCGUUGCUGUUCCUGGGAGGGCAGAAAGCAUCAGGCGGUUGGUGUUGCAAUGACGUGUGGCGGUGCACCUUGUCGAAGACGGCUUGGCGCGAUUGCAACUGGAAGCUCAUCUCAGCACAUGAUGAAGGCUAUAGCGAUGAUCGUGGGCGGCGCUGGCACCGGAAGUGGAAGCCGCGGUGCAACUUUGCCGUUGCUGGGGCUUCAGCACGCAGAGGCUACUUGCUGUAUGUUGCAGGCGGUGAAGAUGCAGCGGGAGGUCGCUUGAACGACCUCUGGGCCUCGCAGGAUGGUGGACUCUCCUGGCGUUGCAUGUCGCAGGCGUCUCCAUGGUCCCCCCGUGCCGCUUGUGCUCUCUUGAGCGUCUCCGGGCGACCGGAACGGCUGCUGCUCUGUGGAGGCUUGGCGGCGGCAGCCGAAGUCUGUCAAGAUCUCUGGAUGAGUGACGACGCAGGCUUCAGUUGGCAUCGGCUGCCGGAACCAUCCUGGGCUCAUAUCACCGGGCGCUUUCGAGCAGCCUUGAUGCCUUUGGAGGUGGGCCAGCACAGGGGCGACGGCGCAGUCCCCAUCCUGAUCCUGGGCGGCUGCUUCAUCGACGGUGGCGAGGGCGGCGGCUUUGGCGGCUAUGAGCGGCUCAUGCACGAUGCUUGGGAAGGGCAUGUGGACUUUGAGACGCAGGCCGUGCAUUGGAAGCCUUGGGGCACUCAGAUGGACGAGCGAGGGAGGCGUUGGGCACGGCUCGGGAUGGACGUGGCCAGCUGCACGAAGGAGCGCGACUCGCACCUGGUGGCGUUGCUGCCAGGGCACCCGUCGGUGUCCGUGGCACCGCUCUGCGCUCCGGAGAAUGCCGAGAGCUUGCCAUGGCGCCCUGCCCAGGAGCCGCACCUUUUGAGAGAGGCCUUAAGGCAUCACUGGAGCCGUUCCAUCUCAGUCCAAGAUGGCUAUGGCCAGUGCCACGUCCGUCUGAGCACAGCACGGCGAGCGGUGCCACGCUUGGUGUUGGCCUUCGAUGAAGGCAUUUUGAUCUCCAGCUUUGAGGAGUGGCAGAGGCAAGUGACCUUCCUUUUGCUCGUGGCUUUACGCCAAUCACGCCGCCCAGUGGCGGCGCUGCCCGUGGAUGUGUGGCAUCAAAGGAUCCUUCCGGCGGUGCUACCAGGUGCUCGGCAGUGCUCCGCUUCUCCCUGUGGAGAUCAACUUCCAUCGUCCUGGCAGUCCAGAUCUCGAUGUACUGAACGAUCGUGCGUCGCUGUGGCCGUUGCGGCGGCAAACGCAGGCUUGGCGAAGUGUCGGUCACGAAUGAGCGCACCUUCUUGCGAGGACACGAUCACCAUCCAGCUUUGA
This is a messenger RNA of Durusdinium trenchii, 1998 nucleotides long. NCBI's taxonomy places the organism in Eukaryota, Dinophyceae, Suessiales, Symbiodiniaceae. The record is from the annotation of a GenBank genome assembly.